AUGUCAUCGGUGGUUUAUUACAAGUUUUUGCACCAGAAGAACAAGAAUGUAAUACAUUUUGAUGGGACGGGGAUAAGUGUUUUUGAUUUAAAAAGAGAGAUUAUCCAACAGAACCAUUUGGGGGCAGGAACAGAUUUUAAUAUCAAGUUAUAUCAUUCUGAACAACCUGAGAUAGAGUAUGAAUUAGAUAACGAUGUGAUCUCGAGGUCUAGUUAUGUUUUGGCCAAGAGAUCUCCAGCUUCUGCUCGUAUGGGCAAGUUUAACAAUGCUUCGCGGUAUAUAACGGGGAAGCCCAGAUUGAAUAGGAAAAUGAUCAAUAGCACUAAUAAUGCUAAUGUAACCGCAAUGAGUAUGGCGGCGGCUACGGGGACAGGUUCUGUUGUUUCAGUAGGUGGAGCUGAAGCUGGUAUUACAGAGGAAGAAAAAAUCAAGUUGAUGUUUGAGAACCAGUCAAGUGCAUGGGCGCAUACCCAAGAUGAGUUAGCCCAGCACAAGAUGGUGUAUUACAAGCCAACAACAACAACAGCGACGACAGCAGGUAAUGAAGAUAAGCCACCUCCUGGUUAUAUAUGUUAUAGAUGUGGUAAAAAGGAUCAUUGGAUCAAGAAUUGCCCUACAAACAACGACCCUAAUUUCGAGGGUAAAAAAAUCAUGAGAACGACGGGUAUACCGAAAUCAUAUUUAAAGACUUUAACCAAAGAAGAAGUGGAGAAGAACUUUGGCCUGAUUACUAAUAGCUCCGGGAGCGGAGACGGUAUGGAAAAGGAAGGGAAUGCAGUGUUGAUCACGGACGAAGGUGAGUAUGCCAUUGCAUUGGCCGAUUCAAAGACUUGGAUGAGUUAUCAAGAAAAACUACAAAAUGCGGCAAUGAAGUCGAAACAAGAAUAUGACUCAAGAUUAGUUGGUUUAGCUCAACAGGAGAACAAGUGGGAAUUUAUAGACCCUCUAUCUCAAACAAAGAGGGUUCUUCAACCACCAAUUUAUAUGACACCAUGUUGCACAGAUGCAAGCAAAUUGAAAGCAAUGAAAAAUUUCAACUAUAACCAAGAGGGUUUGGAAACAUUAUUGAUCGAAAACGAUUUCCAUUGUCCCAAUUGCAAUAAAGAGGAUAUAUAUAUAGACUCAUUAGUGCGGAAUGAGGAGUUGGAGAAUAAAAUCAACCAGUUUGUGGAGUCUAAGGAAAAGGAAUUGGGGCUCAAAGAUCCAAGUAAGAGGUCUUUUAAAGAUGUUCUUGGUAAUGAUCCAACAGCAGCAGAUGAUGGACCAGAUGUUAAAAAACAAAAACUAUAA
Lodderomyces oxycetoniae is the source of this 1290-nucleotide messenger RNA. RefSeq names its product cleavage polyadenylation factor subunit. The coding region runs from base 1 to 1290 and encodes 429 amino acids. The transcript has a single exon. The record is from RefSeq and is a predicted model, not a curated record. Gene Ontology annotation, cellular component: nucleus. Lineage: Eukaryota; Fungi; Ascomycota; Pichiomycetes; Serinales; Debaryomycetaceae. Gene Ontology annotation, molecular function: ubiquitin protein ligase activity; nucleic acid binding; zinc ion binding. Gene Ontology annotation, biological process: ubiquitin-dependent protein catabolic process; protein ubiquitination.